This is a messenger RNA of Fonticula alba, 701 nucleotides long. Its product is annotated as Ras like enriched. Gene Ontology annotation, molecular function: GTP binding; GDP binding; GTPase activity. Gene Ontology annotation, biological process: small GTPase-mediated signal transduction. Bases 34 to 654 code for a protein of 206 amino acids. The transcript is spliced from 4 exons. Gene Ontology annotation, cellular component: plasma membrane. The record is from RefSeq and is a predicted model, not a curated record. Lineage: Eukaryota; Rotosphaerida; Fonticulaceae.
ACGCACACACGCACACACGCACAUUCGAUCGCCAUGUCUGCCGCCGCGCCCCCCGAGAUCAGUACCACCUCCACCAAGACCCGGCGCCUGGCCGUCCUGGGCUUCCGAGCUGUUGGCAAAUCCUCCCUGACCAUCCGCUUCGUGGACAACCACUUUGUGGACUCCUACUAUCCGACCAUCGAGUCGACCUACACCAAGACCGUGCAGCGGCCGGUCCGCCACGCCCGGCGCGGUGCCCCGACCGAGGAGUCCUUCACCCUGGAGAUCACCGACACCGCUGGCCAGGAUGAGUACUCCAUCCUGUCGUCCAAGCACGCGGUGGGCAUCCACGGCUACGUGUUCGUGUACUCGAUCAAUCUGCAGUCCUCCUUCGAGAACUGCAAGACCCUGCGCGACAAGAUCCUCGAUGCCACCGGCACCGACUGGGUUCCCUGCGUGCUGGUCGGCAACAAGGCCGACCUGGUGGCCCAGAGACAGGUCACCCAGGAAGCGGCCGAGGAGCUGGCCAAGAGCUGGCGCUGCCCCUUCUUCGAGGCCUCGGCCAAGCAUGACGAGAAUAUCAACGAGAGCUUCUUCGCCCUGCUGGAUCUCAUCGAGGAGCAGAACAAUCCGCCCCCUCCGCCGGAGAAGUCCGGCCUUUGUAUUCUGGUCUGAGGGGGGCUGCUCCGCCUGGGAUGUCCGAGGGGACGUGGGAGGGGCCG